CCGAAUCAAAUGCAGAGUUGAUGAUCGCAUCUGAAUGAUUUUAAUCGAGUCACGUCGUUCGUCUAGAAUGACCAGAGGAGGUCGGUGAUCCUGUAGGCUGGUUUUCUUGCUUGCCUGCUUGCUUGCUUGCUUGCUUGCUUGCUUGCUGAAGACGAGGUCGUGAUUUCCAUCCAUCCAUCGGUCCUCGUCAUCAAUCGGUGGAGAGAGUUGAUGGCUGAGUCAGCAGCAGCAGCGGAUCCAAGGGAGAUGUCAAAGAGGAUCAUAUCGUUCCCCCGCCCCAAGAUCAUUCUGUUUGGGGACUCUCUCACGGAAUGGGCGUUUCAGCGGACGGGGUGGGGAGCGCUCCUGGCUGACCGAUAUGCCAGAAAAGCGGAUGUCGUUAACAGGGGCUAUAGUGGGUACAACACUUGCUGGGCGCUUCACCUUCUGGACAAGCUGUUUCCAAAGAAGGACACAAGCUCACCACCGCCGCCGCUGGGACCACCACAACCACGUGAGAUGGUGACUGUGUUCUUUGGAGCGAACGAUGCCGUGGUGGAGAAUGGGGCUGCCGCUAAACACCAUGUCCCUCUCGAGGAGUAUAGACAGAAUCUGUCUACGAUCGUUCAGCACUUGCAGAAAGUGUCAAAGUCCACAUUCGUUGUACUGAUUGCACCUCCCCCGGUCGAUUCGGUAGCGCACUUGAACCACUGCAGACGGGAACUUGGCACCGAUCUUGAUGACUGUGGAAGAAGCAACGAAAGUGUCGGACUUUAUGCGGAGGCGUGUGUGCAAGUUGGACGGGAGAUGGGCGUUCCUGUCAUCGAUCUGUGGAAAAUGAUGCAGGAGGGAGGGGGCGACUGGAAAAGGUAUUUGUGCGAUGGACUCCAUUUCUCUGAAGAGGGUAAUGCUUUCGUAUUUGAUGCCCUGAUGAGGGUUGUCGAGGAACACGGUCGGAGCGGGGAAGAGUCGUUGGUGGCAGAGGAGAUGCCCAUGGACUACCCAUCAUUCGAAGAUAUUGAUCCCAUAACUUAUGCACAAAUGUUUGCAGCUUGGAUGGAAAAGCAUCAUUAUUAAGUUGCAUUUUGCCCAUGUGGUCCGAUAACGACCGGGCGUUCUAUUCGGGGUGAAGACGGUGUUCUGCACAUUUGAUCUGACAAAUCAUGCGCAGACAUUUGCAGUUUCGAUGGCGCCGAAAACAUCACUACCGGUAGUUCCUUUACCAAUGAGGCGGCGUGGCGUGCCACAUUUUUUUUGUCUGCCAACAGACGUGGGCACUUCGUGGCGCUGACCCUGACCGCCGUGUACCUGCUGGACAGGAAGCUGACAACGCUUAGUCAGUGCUAGCUCUCCAGGAAAACUGCAAUCUUGAAAUAUCAGCCUUGGGCACUGGACCCUGCAAUCUCUGUGCAGAGGAACAAGAGAGACUGGAAGAGGAACGGAUAAUAACUUCAACUUCCAAGUUGUUUGUUACCGAGCUCUGUGUGGUGGACGGAGGAGGGAGAAGAGGGAGAUUUGACAAAAAAAGUAGGUUGGAGGAGCAAGUCGUUGCGAAAUGCAAGGGGACCUGGAAAAUGAAUCCGGAACACAAUA
Molecule: messenger RNA, 1572 nt
Organism: Chara braunii
Lineage: Eukaryota; Viridiplantae; Streptophyta; Charophyceae; Charales; Characeae
Source: the annotation of a GenBank genome assembly